Molecule: messenger RNA, 2806 nt
Organism: Ruditapes philippinarum (Manila clam)
Lineage: Eukaryota; Metazoa; Mollusca; Bivalvia; Venerida; Veneridae
Product: sushi, von Willebrand factor type A, EGF and pentraxin domain-containing protein 1-like
Exons: 8
Coding region: 154-1449 (431 amino acids)
Molecular function (GO): calcium ion binding
Source: RefSeq, a predicted model, not a curated record
CUUCCCGCGCGUAUUCACCGAUAAAAAUAUACAGCCAUUAUGAAGUUUGGGUUACAUUGAAUAAAUUUUAAAACCUUAAUGCGGUAGUCUUUUUCAUUUGGAAGGCUUGUAAAUUUUAAUCACCGUCUUAUUUGGUUCAAUCAAACGUUUCCAAUGUUUGGCUAUAUAGCACUGACCUUGACCUCGCUGCCCCUUUUAUUGUUUUAUGGAAGGAGCACAGAGGCGGUUCUUGCAGACACAUGGACUUACUGCGAAUGCUACUGGGCAGACUGGGAAGCCUGGAGUGAGUGCAACAAUGAUUGUUUUGGACAGAGGGUUCGUACUCGUUCCGUCUGGCUGACAGAGAAUCCCGGAUGUGAUGAGUUCACAGAUUGUGCGUCAAAUGACGAAGGUUCUAACUGGCAGGACUGUAACAAUGUUUGCUAUAAUGGAGGUGUGGCCUCAGGAUCCCUCUGGUCACCGUGCACGUGUCAGGCCGGAUACACGAGCAAAUGUUGUACUGAUAUUGUGAACUGUGGUACCCCUAGUUCUAUAUCUGACGGGUCGUUAUCUGUGACGUCAACAAACUAUGGCGGCAGAGCGACGUACACGUGUAAUACCUUCUAUAACAUGACCGGUGGUGACGGCGUAAGAAUAUGUCAGCAUGACACAACAUGGAGUGGAACUUUACCAAGUUGUAUAUAUGCAAACCACUGUAGCAGUUCACCGUGUCAAAACGGCGCUACCUGUGUGAAUCUUCUUGGCGACUUCCGGUGUAACUGUCUAUCAGGGUGGAGUGGGCAACUAUGUGAAAAUGACAUUCAACCACCCGUGAUGACAGGAUGCGGUUAUGAUGUUUACGUAAAUGCCACUGAGAAGACAGUUGGUUAUAACUGGACCGCGCCCUCGUUUACUGACCCAAUGGGAAGUGACCUUGACAUUGUAUCAAACUAUCCCAAUCCAGAGUUUACAUUUCCUUGGGGUGAUCACACUGUGCAAUAUGUGGCAACUAAAGUAUCAAACGGUCUUAGCACUGAGUGCAGCUUCCAAAUCAAAGUUCGACCGACUCCAUGUCCAGAGCUAAACGUCCCCGUAAACGGUGCUAUAUUGUGUAACAACUGGCAGACAGAUUAUGGUCAGUUUUGCAUGAUCACAUGCCAAGAAAACUACACGAUUGGUCCGUCUGAAAGUUACGAAACAAUGUACGUUUGUGGUGCUUCCGGUACAUGGAUAGCUUCAAAUCCGGUUCCAGACUGUGAUGUACCUAUUUACACGUACGAUGACGCGGAAGCUUAUCAUCCAGAAUAUGCUAGUUAUGUCUACACGUCAUCUUGCAAUAAUGACGCCACAAGAGACUCCCUGCAGAACCUUUAUUUAAACAUUUUACAGAACACAGACGGAUUUUCUUCGUUUUGUUCUGCAUAUUCAUCUGAAUGUGUAAAAGAAAAUGUCGAUGUCAGGUGUUACUGAUAAAAAAAACAUAAAUUAUUGUGGUUUCAUUUGAAAUCCGUUCAAUCUUAAUUGCAUUUAAUGUUAGUAUAUAUUUUUUUUUGGUUCAUACGGACAAUAUGUUAAGAUAUAUUCAUAUUGAAAAUUGAAUUCGACCAAAGCCGGUCUUAGAGGGUCUUUAAGAGCUUUUACAACUUACACUCAAUAAACCCGAACCUGCGUUUUUACAAAAUUUAUGUAUUUUUCAUUUGACUAUUUAAGACCCCCACCUUUUUCUAAAUUUUUCAAUGUUAGAUUACUGUAGAUUUGAUUUUAUUUAUAGAUUAUUUAUAGAUUAUUUAUAGAUUAUAAAGUAUAUAAUAUAUCUUUGUCAACUGGUACGUUUACCACGUAAAAUAUAGCUCAAUAUAUACUAAAUGGUGAGGAGUUCUUUCAUAGCUUCAUUUAUACAAAAAGUUAAGGCCUAUGUCCACAGCUUCAUGUUUAUAAAAAGUAGGGCCUACUCCGUUAAACCUUCGACAACUUGAACUAAGCUGGCAGGGCUGUAAUGUUUAAUGGGUGGAGAUAAACUUACUUUUCAUUGUAGUACUAAAGUGUUAAUAACACACAAUUAUCUUUAUAAGAAUGUGUAUGGACAGUUUUAAUGGUUAUUUUUUCAUUUUAUUGCAUUUACUAGAUGCCAAUUAUCUGUAUGCACAUGUAAAAUUUAUUUAGAUGCCAUAUAGGGUGUAUCCCCGGAGUCCCCACGUCCCACCUCACACAGUAAUGUUAAACUUUUCGUUUGUUUCUUUGUAUCUAUCGAUACAUACAUGUAUAAAAAAAAUAUUUACAUGUUAACAUGUAAGUCAAUAUUCAUAUAUGAAUAUAUGUACAUCACGUGCCUUUUUAGUACUUAAUACAAUGACAUAUUUAUGUAAAUUGAUAGUAAUCAUGAAAAAUAUAUAUAUAUAAUUACAUCUUAUUUAUGUUUUAACUUUUUCAUAUAUAACUGGAUGAAACGACAUACUGGUCAUUCUUACGUAAUAUCUUCACAUUAAUAAUGCCAAAUUAAAACCCCAACUAACAUUGUGUAAUAUAUUUAAAGAGAAUAAGAAAGACUCUAAGUGCAUAAGGCUUUACAUGUAUAUAAAUUUUGCCAUCUGUGAAUUGUAAAAUUUUGCUUAUUUUGUGAGUUUAAUGAUAACAGAAUAUCUAGAAUGAAAAAUACAUAAAUUAUGUGGCAAAUGAGACUGAAACAUGCAUGUUAUCAUCUACAUGAAGAUAAAUUGUUAAUAACUUCUCUGCAAACGUUUUGUUUAUUUGUAUAAUGAACAAUUGAUAAUACAGUUUCUUAUAGUUUAUUGUUAUAUCUACAUGAAGAUAUAUUGCUAAUAACUUU